UAGCAACAGAGAACAGAGCAAGAAAACCAUGAGCCACUCUUCAAUGCAUACCUCUACUUCCUACAGGCGCACCUUUGGAAGCCCUCACCCCAUCUCCAUGUCUUCUUACUCCCCUGUGUCCUCCCGCAUGCCCAUGUCUUCAGGGCGCUACAUGCGUUCAUCGUCACCUGUAGUAGCAUCUCGUUCCAACGCCUACCACCAACAGCGCUCCAGGUCCAGCGCCCAGCCUCCUCGCAUCGCUUACGACAAGGUGGACUUCACCCUGGCUGAAGCCAUCAACCAGGAGUUCCUUACCACUCGCAGCAACGAGAAGGCUGAGCUGCAGGAGCUCAACGACCGAUUUGCAAGUUUCAUCGAGAAGGUGCGCUACCUGGAGCAGCAGAAUGGUGCACUGCAGCAGGAGCUCAACCAGUACAAAGGUCAGCAGCAGCAUGGGCAGCCCAACCGGGCUUCUGACCUCUUCCAGGAGGAGCUGAGGGAGCUUCGGCGCCAGAUGGAUGCCAUCGGCAAGGAGCGAGACCAGUACCAACUGGAGAGGGACAACCUGGCAGAGGACAUGGCCCUCCUCAAGCAAAGGUUGGAUGAUGAAACUCAGAAGAGGGCGGAUGCCGAGAAUAACUUGGUUGCCUUCCGCAAGGAUGUGGAUGAUGCUACAUUGUCCCGUCUGGAGCUGGAGAGGAAGAUUGAGUCCCUGAUGGAUGAGAUUGAGUUCCUGAAGAAGCUUCAUGAUGAAGAAAUCCAGGAUGUACAAGUGAGUGUGCAGACCCAGCAGCUGAAGAUGGAGGUGGAGAGCUCCACCAGACCUGAUCUGACUGGAGCUCUAAGGGACAUCAGGGCCCAGUAUGAGACCAUCGCCUUAAAGAACAUGCAAGAAUCUGAGGACUGGUACAAGUCCAAGUUUGCCGAUUUAACUGAGUCUGCAAAGCGUAACAACGAUGCCAUGAGGCAGGCCAAGCAGGAGGCCAAUGAGUCCAGGAGGCAGAUUCAGUCUCUGAACUGUGAAAUUGACGCAUUGAAGAACACGAAUGAGGCUCUGCUGAGGCAGAUGCGUGAGAUGGAGGACCAGUUUAGCAACGAGAUUGCCAACUACCAAGACAAUGUAACUCGACUGGAGGAUGAAAUCCGCCACCUGAAGGAGGAGAUGGCUCGCCACCUCCGGGAGUAUCAAGACCUCCUCAAUGUCAAAAUGGCUCUGGACAUUGAGAUCGCCACUUACCGUAAACUGCUGGAGGGGGAAGAGAGCAGGAUUACUGUUCCCAUCCUCAAUAUUGGCAUGACCAACCAUGUUGGUGAUCGAGACUAUGAGCAGACUCCAGGAACCAAGAGGACUGUGGUGAUAAAGACAGUUGAGACUAAAGAUGGAGAGGUGGUGAAGGAGUCCAGGACAGAGAAGGAGAGGGACGCAGGCCGUCAUGACAAGGAUGAUGACGAGUAAACAAACACCCAUCAAAUAAUGUGAAGGCCAGUGCCAUGGUAGAAUAUCUAAAAAAUAGGAAAAAAAGAAAAAAAAAACCCCUGAGCUAUGUAGUUCUGAUUCCUACUAGUUUCGUGCUCAUUGUCUAGCAAAGAGUUUUUCUGUAUAGGUGCAAUGUUGAAUGUUGAAUGAAUCCCUUUAGACAGUGUCACUGGUGCUAUUCAAGCCACCUAAAUUUUGCUAAACACUUAUGUUACCUGUGGGGCUACGCAAAACCACUUUAAUGUACCACUUGAGGCCUUGUUUUACAGUGCAAUCCCGUGGAAUCCUUAGAUGACCACACAUUUGUAGCAAUGUCACUUAUAAGCAGGAUUUAAGUGAUUUGUCUGGUAGAUAUGACUUACUAACAAAGCGUGACACACUGCCCUUUGGUCAACACACCUUUAAUGACAGAUCCGUAGAUUAACAUCCUUGCAUUUGUUUUUGACGCUUUGCUAUCCGCAAACAAAUUACCAAAGACAGGACUCAUAAAUAAGACAUGUAACACACAGAAAAUAACAGUCACCAGUGGAAGAGUUUUGCUGAAUGUGCUUUGCAAUGCUGUGUGUAUCUGGCACGAUUGAUGAAUGAUUAUGUAAGUGCAAAUAAAAUUAGCUGAAACAAAA
Molecule: messenger RNA, 2079 nt
Organism: Sphaeramia orbicularis (orbiculate cardinalfish)
Lineage: Eukaryota; Metazoa; Chordata; Actinopteri; Kurtiformes; Apogonidae
Gene: prph
Product: peripherin
Exons: 9
Coding region: 29-1435 (468 amino acids)
Biological process (GO): intermediate filament organization
Cellular component (GO): type III intermediate filament; axon; plasma membrane
Molecular function (GO): structural constituent of cytoskeleton
Source: RefSeq, a predicted model, not a curated record